This is a messenger RNA of Papilio machaon (common yellow swallowtail), 939 nucleotides long. RefSeq names its product peroxisomal membrane protein 2. NCBI's taxonomy places the organism in Eukaryota, Metazoa, Arthropoda, Insecta, Lepidoptera, Papilionidae. The coding region runs from base 241 to 807 and encodes 188 amino acids. The record is from RefSeq and is a predicted model, not a curated record. Gene Ontology annotation, cellular component: cytoplasm; membrane. The transcript has 4 exons.
AAUCACAAAAUCCUGUUAAAGUUUGUUUUGCUUUUGUCAGUUUUGCUCGCACAGUAGUUGAUAAGUUAUGACAAUUAAUGAUAACGCACUUAUCAUUGUAAACUUUGAUCUAUUGAUACCUUUGAUAGAAGACCAAGGCCUCCUUCCGUCACCGAAUUGUAUUGUAGUCAAUAAUUUUUAAACCUAAAAGUGUUCAUAACUUAUUAUUUUGAACAUUGGUAGUAAGAAAAACUACACAAAAUGUCUCUAUCGAAGCCAAUAAUGAAUCUGGUAGCAUCCUAUUUACAAAACUUAUACCUACACCCUAUUAAAACGAAAUCAAUAACAAGUUGUGUCUUGGGAUCAGCUGGUAGCAUUGCUUCACAGCUUGUGGCUGGACAAUCAUUGAGAUUAGAUCCUGUAUUAGCUUUUGGAUUGUAUGGGUUAUUAUUUGGAGGUACCAUACCACAUUAUUUCUAUGAAAUUUUAGAAAGAUUAUUCCCUGAAGAUGUUGUAGCUUUUCCAUUGGCUAAAAAGUUAAUAUUUGAAAGAGCAAUCUUUGCACCAAUUAUGCAGGCAUUCUCUUUAUACACAUUAUCAAGGUUUGAGGGAAAGAAUCAUAAGGCCGCAGUGAAACAGCUGUUUUCUCUGUAUUAUUCAGUGCUUGAAGCUAAUUGGAAAUGGCUUACUCUGUUCCAAAUCAUAAACCUAGCAUUUAUUCCACCAAUGCUGAGAGUACUGUUUAUGAAUCUCGUUGGAUUCGGUUGGGCAAUGUUCAUUGCAACUAAACGUCGCGAACAAAGUCAAAAGAAGGAUGCUGUAAAUUAAGACUUUGAUUUGAAGACAUCCAGCUCAUUGAAUAUAUAUUAACAAAAUAUAGUAACAUGGAAUAUGUGAAGGUUGUUGGGAUGGAAGGUGGGGGUAAUUUUUUACAUGUUUAAAGGGAAAGUAAUAGCUUGU